CAGCAUUUCCCCGAAUCACACUACUUCCCCGCAUCCGUACUACUCCGGCGGCUCAAUGAGAUUCUGACAAGCUCCAUGCCAGGACACAAGAUAGUGUAGCUCUUUUCAUGUGCUCGUAAUGAGAUAAUCUCUUUGCUCAGAACGUGCUCCGAUUCCCGUCCACGGUCUAGACAUUGCAUUAACAACUGGGCGUUACAUCAAUACGAGCAGACAAACUUGUCCUUUUGAGGUCAAAGAUGUACAGAAUCAUUAAUUGAUUGAGCUCUGAAUUAUUCUUCGGACAUCUGUCUCUGUAUCUCUGGCCUGUGGCAUUAUGUUGUUGGCACCUGAGAUCAGCGUCCUGGGAGAGGACCCUCCCACCGUGCACCGCCUAAACGCUUGUGUGUAUCAACAAUCCGCAAUCACAAGCUUCGGUGGACUCCAAUAUGUCGCUUUCUACUCCAGAGAUGGAUCUUCAAAUGCCAGAUUUGUUACCCUUGCGCGGCGUAAUAUCCAAGAGGCGCCUUCGAACUGGCGUCAAGUGACCUUCACAGACUAUGAACAAACCACAGAUGACGGCCACAACACGAUUUCGAUUGGAAUCUGUCGAGGCGAUGGAACCAUACAUAUUGCAUUCGACCAUCAUUGCGAUGUGCUGAAGUAUCGGGUAUCUCGUCCAGGCUUGGCUACUGAUUUGAACGAAACAGCAUGGAGUACAGAGAGUUUUGGGCCUAUCCGCCAUUCUCUUCCGGGCAGUUUGACAAACGAACCUCUAGUUGACGUUACAUAUCCCCGUUUUCUAUCAACGGAUGAUAAGAUGUUUUUCGAAUGUCGUAUUGGCAAAGCCGGAGCAGGAUCAGAAAUCCUCUAUCUGUACGAUGCUGCAGGACAGUUCAAGUUGAUUGGGAAUUACCUGAUCGGGAGACAAUGCAACCCUUAUCCCAAUGGUAUUUCAUGGCAUCGUCCGACACGUACACUACAUGUAACAUGGACAAAUCGGCACUUUAUCGACUACGAGGGGGCGACCAACCCAGAAUCUACCGCUCACAAGGCGCAAACUGGCCCAAACGGUCCUGAGAAUAACGAAGGGCUCUAUUAUGCUUACAGCUCUGAUUACGGUCGAACGUGGAAGAGCCAUUCGACAAAAGAAGAGGUCGCCACUGUCUCCUCGAAACCAGAUACUGGGAUGGACUCCCGUGACCGCCGGCUUUUGGCGCAAGAGAUUCCCAAGAAUAGCGGUAUCAUGAACCAAGAGGGCCAGAUGGUGUGUCGUGAUGGGGAUAUCCACGUUUUGAAUCGGGAGAACACUAGUGGAGAAGAGCGCUGGAUACAUUACCAUCUCGAUGUUACUCAUGGAUGGAAGUUCUCAGCACUACCUUUUCUCAAGCCGACCGAAUCUGGCCCACGCGGGAAAGUGGUCCAACACACUCAGUCCGAUAGCAUACUUUUCGUCCUUCCCUCCAACACAGAUUCCAAUCUGGUCAUCAUCCGAGCCGCCCGUGGUAAGACACAGAAGUGGUACGAUGAAUACGAUGUCGUCUGGAGGGAGGAAGGGUAUACAGGAGAGCCACUAGUCGAUGAAGAAGCACUGAGUGAGCAUGGAAUAUUAUCCAUCUUCACGACUCGCUCACAAGGAGGAAAGAGGGAAAUUGUAGUGUUGAAUUUCGAUUUGAGCAAACUAGUACUCGCAUAGGGUAACAUGCUACGACGCCAUUCCAUCAUGGAUAAAAUAUGUAAUUAUAUGAUUCAAAUGCUUCCUUACCCAAAAAAGAAAAGCGCCAGUGAUUCUCAGCAUGUCCAUAAGAAUCAUUUUUAUAAACGAUUCAUAUCAUUUUGGUCCCGCUCCCUUCUUCAUAUU
This is a messenger RNA of Paecilomyces variotii, 1837 nucleotides long. RefSeq names its product dockerin type 1. The record is from RefSeq and is a predicted model, not a curated record. Lineage: Eukaryota; Fungi; Ascomycota; Eurotiomycetes; Eurotiales; Thermoascaceae. The coding region runs from base 314 to 1672 and encodes 452 amino acids. The transcript is spliced from 2 exons.